CAGUACUUUAAACAUUCUAUCCCUUUGAAAAUUAAAGACACAUUUAUUGAUACUUGAUAAUAUUAUUGCAUUAUAUACAGUUUUUAUAUAAGUUUUCCUACAAUGGCUCAUCAGUGUAGUUGUGGAGGUAUACAUAAUAAUGCAGAAUUGGGUAUACAGUAUAAUCUAUACAAAAAAAUUGAUAUUGAAAAUACAGAAUGUUUAAAUGAAUGUGAAGAAGGUAGUGGAGCUACUGUAUUUAAAUCGUGGGAAAAUAGAUUAGACAGAAAUAAAUAUGUCGAAAGUGAUAUGGAUAAUGAACUUCUGUUUAAUAUUCCUUUUACAGGAAAUAUAAAAUUAAAGGGACUUAUUAUUAUUGGAGGCGAAGAUAAUUUUCAUCCAAAUAAAGUGAAAUUGUACAAAAAUAGACCAUGCAUGACAUUUGAUGAUGUAACUAUAGAACCUGAACAAGAGUUUGAAUUGUGUGUUGACACAAAUGGAAUACAUGAAUAUUCUCCUAAAGUGGUUAAAUUUUCAUCAGUGUAUCAUUUAAGCUUACACUUUACUGGUAUUGGAAGAACAGAUAAAAUAAAAAUUUAUUACAUUGGCUUAAAAGGAGAAUGGUUACCUUUGCAUCAACAUGGUGUUACUAUUUGUACUUAUGAAUUACGUCCACAAAUGAAUGAUCAUCUAAAAGAAAGCCAUGAAGAUAUUGAUAGAACAAUUAGUUAA
This is a messenger RNA of Eufriesea mexicana, 711 nucleotides long. RefSeq names its product PITH domain-containing protein GA19395. The transcript is spliced from 6 exons. The coding region runs from base 103 to 711 and encodes 202 amino acids. The record is from RefSeq and is a predicted model, not a curated record. Gene Ontology annotation, cellular component: nucleus. Lineage: Eukaryota; Metazoa; Arthropoda; Insecta; Hymenoptera; Apidae.